AAGAAGAAACAAGAAAAGAAGCCAUGGCUGCAUCAGAAUCUGGCGGGAAGAUAACUUAUUUUGUGGUGGCAUCAUGUGUUAUGGCCGCCAUGGGAGGUGUCAUCUUCGGCUACGACAUCGGUGUUUCAGGUGGAGUGAUGUCAAUGGGGCCGUUCCUGAAAAGAUUUUUCCCAAAAGUGUAUGAACUCCAAGAAGAAGAUAGAAUAAGAAGAAGCAGUAACAACAAGAACCACUAUUGCCUUUUCAAUAGCCAACUUCUCACGUCCUUCACGUCUUCUCUCUACGUUUCUGGUUUCAUCGCUUGUCUGUUUGCUUCGUCGGUGACUCGUUCCUUCGGUCGCAAGCCCUCUAUAUUUCUCGGCGGCGUGGCCUUUCUUGCUGGCUCUGCUCUCGGCGGCUUUGCUCAAAACGUUGCUAUGCUCCUCGUUGCACGUCUCUUGCUCGGCGUAGGAGUUGGAUUCGCAAACCAGUCGGUUCCUCUAUACCUCUCCGAGAUGGCGCCGGCGAGAUACAGAGGAGCAAUCAGCAAUGGUUUCCAGCUCUGCAUCGGAAUCGGAUUUCUAACUGCAAAUUUCACCAACUACGAAACCCAAAAGCUCAAAGGCGGUUGGAGAAUCUCUUUGGCCACAGCCGCGAUUCCGGCUUCAAUCCUCACGUUAGGCUCUUUCUUUCUCCCGGAAACACCCAACAGUAUCAUACAAACCACCGGAGACGUUCGCAAGGCCGAGCUCAUGCUCCGCCGUAUCCGCGGAACAAACGACGUUCAAGACGAGCUCACCGAUCUCGUCGCGGCGAGUUCUGAAUCAAAUUCAAACGCAAACGCACACCAAAUGUUUACGAAAUUGCUACGGAGAAAAUACAGGCCUGAGUUAGUGAUGGCUUUUGCGAUACCUUUCUUUCAGCAAGUUACGGGGAUCAAUGUCGUUGCUUUCUACGCACCGGUUCUGUUUAGAACCGUCGGUUUCGGCGAGAGCGGUUCCCUGAUGUCGACACUCGUGACCGGAAUCGUUGGCACAGCUUCGACGUUGUUAUCGAUGCUUGUGGUGGACAGAAUCGGUAGAAAGACUCUGUUUUUGAUCGGAGGGUUACAGAUGCUUGUGUCGCAAGUUAUCAUCGGUGUGAUCAUCAUGGUGGCUGAGGUUCACGACGGAGUGAUCGGGGAAGGAUACGGUUACGCCGUUGUGGUUUUGGUGUGUGUCUACGUGGCGGGGUUUGGUUGUUCGUGGGGUCCACUAGGGUGGCUUGUACCGAGCGAGAUCUUUCCGUUGGAGAUAAGAUCGGCGGCGCAGAGUGUGACGGUGGCUGUGAGUUUUGUGUUCACUUUCGCUGUGGCUCAAAGCGUACCGCCGAUGCUAUGCAAGUUCCGAGCAGGGAUUUUCUUCUUUUAUGGAGGGUGGGUGGUGGUGAUGACGGUGGCGGUGCAGCUAUUUUUGCCGGAGACUAAGAAUGUUCCGAUAGAGAAGGUGGCUGCACUUUGGGAGAAGCAUUGGUUUUGGAGGAAAAUGACUAGGAAGCGUGAUAUUCAAGAAACAGACAUACUUGGGUCUUCU
Messenger RNA from Thlaspi arvense, 1550 nucleotides. Lineage: Eukaryota; Viridiplantae; Streptophyta; Magnoliopsida; Brassicales; Brassicaceae. The record is from the annotation of a GenBank genome assembly.